AUGGAUUACGUCAAGAAGGCCAUUUGGGGCCCAGACCCUAAAGAUCAAAUGAGAAAAAUCAACCUGUUACUCCGUAAGAACAAAAGAGAACUUGAUCGUUCACUCAACCAGCUUCAGCCGCUCAAAAAGAAGACUGAGGGACUUAUUAAGAAGGCUGCCAAAGAAGGUGACUACAAAAACGCCAAGUUGUAUGCUCGCGAGCUCAUACAUAUCAAUAAUCAGUAUAAGAAAUUACACACUUCGAAAACCAGACUAGAAUCCAUUAACAUGUCGGUGAAUGAACAGUGGCAGAUGCGGAAGUUGACACAGUCUCUCCAGGUGUCCACUGGUGUCAUGAAGGAGGUCAACCAAUUGACCAAUUUGGGGGUAAUGACUGCCACGUUUCAGGAAUUGUCGAAGGAAUUGAUGAAGGCAGGAAUCAUCAACGAGAUGAUGGACGACAUGGUUGAUUUGGAAUUUGACGAGGAGUUGGAGGACGAGUCGCAAGAGGAAGUGAACAAGAUCAUCCAGGGUCUCACCGAAGAUAAGUUUGCCAAAAUUGACCAUGAGGUGCCAACUACGGAGAUGCCUGAGGAGGAAAUCGCUGCUCCACUUGAAGAGGAAGACCAUGAGAUGUUGGAUGAGAUGAGACAGCGGCUAAAGGCGCUCCAGGAGUAG
Sungouiella intermedia is the source of this 657-nucleotide messenger RNA. The record is from the annotation of a GenBank genome assembly. Lineage: Eukaryota; Fungi; Ascomycota; Pichiomycetes; Serinales; Metschnikowiaceae.